AUGUUGAAGAAAGAUUAUGUGAAGAGAUGGUAUGGCCAGAUAAAGGAUGGUAAGAUCUUCAAGGAGAAUGCUCUUGGAAGAACAAACAUUAUCAUAAGUAGUGACAAAAAGAAACUUAACACUGAUGAUCCAAAGAAGAAGGUGGUAAAGGACUUCUGUGUGACGGAUUACAAGAACCCAAUGAUAGGGCAAAACCUCAACCUCUAUGAGGUCCUAAAGCAUGGCAGGAACACAGGGUUGCCAAUUGAUAUAGACAUAUUGGUGGAUGAUGAAAAGAGGGCCAAGGAGUAUGAGAGGAUGCAAUCAGAGGGCCGAUAUCCUCUCUUAGAUGAGAUCAUAGAAUUUGCGAAGAGCAGCAUUGACGUGAUGACAUAUGAAUUGGGCAUAGAGGGGCUGCAUGUAGACAACGUGAUAAUAUGUGAGUCAAAUGGCAGACAGCAUGCAGAGGCAAGGUACAAACUAUCAUACCAUGUGAUACUGCCAAUACACCUUGACUGGAGAUAUUGCCGAGACCUCAUGAAGCAUCAGCAAUUCAGGCUUAUAAAUCAAUCCAAGAUGGUAUACCACAACAACCAAUACAUAGUCACACCUACAAUCAAGAGGGCCGUCAAACCACAAGGAGAGCCAUUCUACAAGUAUCUUGUAGGUGAAUAUGAAGAAUCAAACAGGUUCUCAAGGUUUGAUCCGAGCAUAUUGAAUGGUAAAAAGAAGCCCUUCAAUAUAAGCCCUCCAAAGCGUGUCAAGAGGCCAUCGCAAUUAGACAACGGCACGUUCACCUACACAGGUAAGCAUAUAUUGAAGCCUGACAUAAAUGAACACUUUGUCAUGUAUCUCAUAAAGACCAUACAGAAUGACAUUAUCUCUAUCAAUACAUAUAACUGGAAGAAGUUGAUUUUAACAGUGACCAAUUUCUUGACAGAGACCCCAGAAGAGAUGUUCAAUGACCUACAGGGUUCAAUCCAUAUCAAAUAUGAGGACAGGGUUGAUACUUUUCUAUCUCUCAUGAUUGAAUGGACCCAUAAGGCCUACAUAAAUCAUUGUCAAUAUCUGACAUGGGACAAGAUCACACUUCUAAACAAGUGUAAGGAAUUGAAGGUAAAGAGAUAUGGAAGCCUAUCCAAAGAGCAGAUGAUAGAAGAGCUUGAGAAGGUUUGUCCAACAGAAAGAAUGGACGAUAUAGAGAUACAUAAGAACAACAUCAAAUCCCUUUAUGAGACCAAACUAAGCUCAUUAUACUGUUUGCUAAACUCAUUCAAUGAAAAUAAUGAACAAGAGAGGAUAACAUUGCAAGAGAUGUUGUCAAGGCUGAAUAGCAUGCUGCACAAAUCUACGUUACAAUGGGCAGAUCCAAUUGGUAGCCUUGUAAUGAUUGCCAAGAUGUAUGAUGAGAAUGUGGUUUCAUCGUGGCACAGACACAACCUACCAAAAAAUACAACAGUCAGUCUAGACUAUAUCAAGGAGCGGUUCAAUGUGCUGCCAUAUCCCUCAUUUGGAGAAAAGAUAGAAUCAGAUAAGACUUUCAUAGCUCUAUCGGCCUCAAUGGGAUUUGGGAAGACAGAGUACAUGCUCCAAGAUAUAGAAAACAGCGAUGAUAAUGUUCUGAUUAUAGUGUCCAACAUAAAUCUAGCAACCACUCUAAGGACAAGAGUGAAUGGGAUAAUGAUGGAGAAAUGGCUCCAAACAUUCAGUCUGUACAAUGACAUGACGGUUCCUGAUCGCUUCAAGAAAGGACGUCUCAUUAUCUCAAUCCAAUCCCUUAGCAAGUUAGAACGCUUCGAUUACGACUAUAUCAUAAUAGAUGAGUUAGAUGAGCUCACCAAUUCAUUGGUAAAUCCAACAACCGAUGAGCGAAAGAACAAGAAUGUGAGAGAGGAAAUAGUUAAUGUGUUGAAUGAUCUAUUCACCUACAGCAGCCUGAAGAGGGUAAUAUUCGCAGAGGCUCUAUUUAGAUUUAGCAGGGCCUCUGUAGAUUUUCUAUAUGACCUAUCCAAGAGGUUCAGCAAGCCGGUUGAUUUCUAUCAUACAGAUGAUAUCCGUUUUAAGCAAAGGUACAAUCUACGGUGUGACAUCAGAAGGUACAAAAAAGAGUAUAAUAAAGAGCAAUACAAUGUAUCAGAAUACUUCUUGAAGAACAUCAUAAAGGAUGUGAAGAAUGGACAUAAGAUAUGUGGAGUGGUAGUCUUCAAGUGUAACAAGGAACGGUUUGAAAAAGAGUUUGAUAAGCAUGGCAUUAAACAUCUGAUCAUCACAGGGGAUAACAAAGAAGAACAUAAAAAAUACAUAAAAAAUCCUAAACUGAUCAGCAAACACAACAUAGAUGUGUGUCUGCACACUUUCACUUUAACCACAGGCUUUUCAGAGGAAUCUAGAGAUUACUGGACCAAGAAGGUGAUACUUCUUGAUGAAUUUGGGAGUGUUCCUAAUGGUUUUAUUCGUACAAACACCAUAUUUCAAGCAUUGCAUAGAUUUAGAUAUGUCAAGGCAGAUGCCGAAGGAUAUCAGAACAUAGAUAUAUAUUACAAGAGAAAUCCAGACUUUGAGCACACCUAUGUAAAGUUCAGGAAUCAGGUGGUUUCAGAGGACUAUCUCAAGCAUGUAAAGCAUCCUAGCAAGGAGUCUAAUUGCAACAUGGAGGAAGGCUUUAAAGAGAUGUUCCGCAACCUUAGGAUAAACAAUACAGAGAGGGAUCAUAUCCAGAAACCCUAUCUGAUAGAUUGUUUCAAGUACCAGGUAAGCAAACAAGCCGAUAAUAGGUUUAUAGAAAAAGAAUGUAUCAGAACCCAUGAAGGGAUAUACUGUGCUCUGAAGGAUCAUGUGGAGGAUGCUGAGGAGACAACCGUAGAGCAGGCAAUAAACAAAAAGGACAUGUUUAAACACCAUUCUGAAGUGCUAAAGGCAUACAAUUACAAUUACUUUGAAUACAUAAAUAAUGUCUUGAAGCAUCGAAAGGACAAAGAGAGACAACAGAGAGAUGCCUUCUUAGUAUAUAUUUAUGAUAUAUAUCUACAUCGUAUGGAUGUGGAAGAUUAUAAGAGGAUCAUUGAGAAGGUAUAUAAAUCUGUAGGCAAUGAGAACAUUAAUUUUAACAUAGUGUCGUCAUUGAUACAGCUAUAUCAUCAAGAGAAGAACAUCAUCAAGAGCAUAAACAAGUUCUUGGAAAACGACAAGCUAACAAGGAUGGUCCAUAGGAUCGUGGAGAUAUUGGAUAUCAAGUUUGAUAAUUUUAAUAAAGAUACGAUCAUAUCGGGCAAGAACAUCAAGAUAUAUGAGAAAGAGAUAAAUAGUAUGUACUAUGAGUUCUAUAUCCAGUUUAAACUGAAGAAGAGCAAGGAUGCUGAAAAACCAAUAUCUAAAUUGAAUUUCCUGAUGUCAAAACUAUUCCAAAUGGAAUUGAAAGAAACAGCUGAAAGCGGAUGUGAAUAG
Guillardia theta CCMP2712 is the source of this 3423-nucleotide messenger RNA. RefSeq lists its product as hypothetical. The transcript is spliced from 3 exons. The record is from RefSeq and is a predicted model, not a curated record. Gene Ontology annotation, molecular function: hydrolase activity; DNA binding; ATP binding. Lineage: Eukaryota; Cryptophyceae; Pyrenomonadales; Geminigeraceae. The coding region runs from base 1 to 3423 and encodes 1140 amino acids.